AUGCGAGGAUGGAUCCGGAGUAAAGCUGCCAGAUAUGUCUGUCACCUCAGGCCGCGGCAGCUAAGCACUGUUGCCCCGAGUCCCAGCAAUGUAGAACGGGUCAGCGUAAAGUGCGGCUCUGCGGGCAGUGUCUGUGUUGACUUGCACAACAUUGGCAAGUUGUCGUCCUCGGACCCUCUGCUGAUAUACCUGCCGCCAUUCUCAACGAGUUCGGCCCAGACAGCGCCCGCUAUCCCUGGAUUUCUGAGAAGGUACCCCAUUGCGGCCAUCAAUUACCGAUGGGCUGGCUUCGAUGCCUCGGAGGAAACCGAGUCGGCUCCUGGACCGACUGGAGAGAGCCCGGAUGAGGUUGGCGGUCUGCCUCCACUCUCCUGGCCGGUCCCAGUUCAUGACACACUAAGCGCGUACAGUUGGGUCAUCGACAACUUGACUCCGUCGACUUACACGCGUCGCGAAGCGUACGUCUAUGGCUCUUAUCUGGGUGCGUCCCUGGCCACUUCGCUGGCCUUGACAGAGUCAUAUCCGCAUCAGAGGAUGGCUGUUCGCGGCUGUAUUGCGUACAAUGGAAUCUACAACUGGACCACAUUCCUGCCGGACCAUCAGAUCAACAAACAGUCUGGUGCACGAUCUGCCAACAUUCUGGAAGAGAUCCUAGGACAGCCGACAGACCCGGCGUUCCAGGACCUGAAGCAGCGUGUCUCAACCCUGUUCCGCCAACCGUCCGACUUGUUCGACCCAUUCGCCAGCGCAUGUCUCUUCUUCCAGACUUCCGGGCUCUUGGUCCCCCCAGACUUUGAUUCGCCCGCCGAUCCUGUCAUCGCCAUGCUCCGUGCAGCUGCCGUGCCUACGGAUGGCGCGCAGGAGGCCAUCCAAGCCUUGAUGCAGGUCAUGAGCAACAAGCCGCCCCGGCGAAGCCCUCUGGCCUUCCCACCGCGAAAGUCGACCCUGAAACUGCCCAACACCUUGCUCUUGCACUCACCUGCGCCGUCGGCAGGCUGGCAGGGGAAGACGCAGAGGCGCAAGAAGGUUGUUGGUAACCACUUUAAGACGCAGGCCGAGGACCUUGCGUCGCUGAUGCGCAGAAGUCUCGCGAAACUCGAGCUGAGAGACCGUGCCAAAUGGGAUGAGGACUUCGACGAGUUCGAUGAGAUCGACAAGCGAGUCCAGGUGUACCAUGUCGGGGCAGAUGACAGGACGCUCGAGCUGCUAAGUCAGGGAGAGGUGCUGGUGAAUACUUGGCUUGCAGACAGGCUCGGGAAGAAUUCGUGA
Neoarthrinium moseri is the source of this 1269-nucleotide messenger RNA. RefSeq lists its product as uncharacterized. The record is from RefSeq and is a predicted model, not a curated record. Bases 1 to 1269 code for a protein of 422 amino acids. The transcript is spliced from 2 exons. NCBI's taxonomy places the organism in Eukaryota, Fungi, Ascomycota, Sordariomycetes, Amphisphaeriales, Apiosporaceae.